AUCUCAUUCUAUUGCAUGCCACUUGGAUCUUGCACAUUUCUAUAAUGAAAGAGUUGGAAUCCAACUCAGCCUGAGAGCUUAGGUGGCUAGAGUUUAGGGGCAAAGGACGGAAAAGCCAGAAGGUCCCAUGUAAAGUUAAAACUUUCAGUCAGACACUGAACACUGAAGACAGAACUUGAAACAUAGCAAGGAGAAGCAAGCUAACAGCUCUAGCUAGUAGCUACAAGUCACAGUAAUAGAAACACACAAACACAAGGACCAAACUUCACUCAGACUGAAAUUGCAUACCAAGCUAGAUGAGUGAAACAGAGAAGAACCCAGAGUUAGGAACUUGGAAGGGAGAAAUGGAAAGAAAAGAAAAAGGUGUGGAGAGAGAAGGAAAGAAAGUAGAGAUAUUGAAGAGUAAACAAAAGUUGAAAGAAGGGAUGGUACUGCAGGUAGGGAAAAGAGGAGGCCCAUCUACCCCAUCACCUACUUGGAGACUUGAGUUCUCUCCUUCUCCAAAUGACAACAACAACGGCAACCCCAUUCAAGAAUUCCUUAAUACCACUACCACUACUGUCUCUGCUAGAAAGCUCUGUGCCAAUUUUUGGGAGAUUCAACCCCAAGUUCACCUCUCAGCGUCUAAAAUGAACAAGAAUCUUGGUCGUAGAAGAGCUCACCCUAGCCACCACCACCAAGAUAAGAAGGCCUUUGAGCCACGUACUCAUUUAGUUGAUCCUCCUAAUAGCCCCCCUGAUCAGCCAGCAAGUGCUAGUCCCUUGAGGAAACAUGUUACCAAGUCAUUGAUACAACACCAUCGACCAGAUGGAAGAAAUGGUAAUGCUCUACGGCCUCUAUCACCUGCAAGUUGUGAUGGCCCAAUGGAGGUGGCACUUUAUAACCCUGCAGUUACCCCUACUAGUUCUUCAGAUUUUAGGGACAGGAUGAGAGAGUCAAGUUAUAGUCUUAAGACAUCAACGGAGUUGCUCAAGGUACUCAAUCGGAUCUGGAGUCUUGAAGAACAACAAGCAUCCAAUAUGUCGUUGUUAAGAGCUUUAAAGAUGGAACUGGGUCAUUCUCAGUCACAAAUAAAGGAUUUGCUGAACGAGAAGCAAGCAAAUAGACAAGAAAUGGACCACUUAAUGAAGCAACUUGCAGAAGAUAAAGUUAUCAGGAAAAAGAAGGAGCAAGAUCGAAUCAAAUCUGCUGUUCAGUCAGUGCAAGAAGAGCUGAAAGAUGAGAGGAAGUUAAGGAAGCACUCAGAGAGCCUCCACCGGAAGCUAGCUCGAGAGCUUUCUGAGGUAAAAUACUCUUUCUGUAAUGCUUUAAAAGAGCUCGAGAGAGAAAGGAAAACAUGUUUUUUGUUGGAAAAUUUGUGUGAUGAGUUUGCCCAAGGAAUAAGAGAUUAUGAGCAAGAGGUGCGGUCCCUUAGGCACAAAUCUGACAUGGAUAGUGUAGCUGGGGAAAAAACUGACCGAUUGGUUCUCCAUAUUUCAGAAGCAUGGCUUGAUGAGCGGAUGCAAAUGGAACUAGCAGAAGCUGAAAACGAUCCUGUUGGCAAAUUAGGUCCCCAUAUUGAAACCUUUCUCCAAGCUAGACUCUCCAUUGAAUUGAAGAAAGAUGGAAACUUCGAGAAGGAGGGGAUAAAAAACUGCUCAAGACGGGAAUCCUAUCUGUUGAAUGAGGCUGCAAGUGCUCCUCAAGAUGCAGCUGAUGAUGAUUCUACUGACAGUGAUUCACAUUGUUUCGAGCUAAACAGUGCAAGUAAAAGACAAACUAUAGGCAACUCUAAACAACAAGCAGAUAAUGCUUCAGAAAUUCAUCUUGAAAAAACAGUGAAAUCAAAUUCUACGAAGAGAAUGGCUGGAUCCAGGGAAAAUACUAAGUUUCAUAACCCAGCCCAUUUCCAGGUGCAGUUUGAAGACUACAUGGCUGGAAACAAAACACAAUUUUCAGAUAGAGGGCACACUGAAUUAAGUGGAGAGAGCCAAGGUAUAUCCAAUAUAUAUGAAGCCAAACAAGAUGGUCACCAUAAAAGGAAAACUAAACAGGUGAUCCAUGGAUUGAAUUCAAAUUAUGUGCUUGAUACCCUAACAAGAAAUCACUCCUUGUCAUCCGAGGGUGAUAAAAUUCAUCCUGUCAGUGAUUUCAAGGAAGAUGCUUGUGCUCAACCUGUAUUUGGUGGUCAUGCUAGUCCAGUGCGACAAUGGAUGUCGAAGUUAACAUCCCCAGAAUUUGAUAAGUCUGAAUGUUCCUCAAAACUAACAAGGGACUUGAAUGAAAAUACACUGAAGGCAAAGCUGCUUGAAGCAAGAUUGGAGGGCCAGAAAUCUCGCAUAAGGGCUUCUAAAGCUGUCUUUUAGGUUGAUGGAGGGGGGUGGACCGUUGAUAUGCCUUAAGUUAGAAUCUUCUCUAUAAGAAACUCCGAAUAAAAUUUAGAAUCUUCCAUGUCGCAUAUUUUGUUCAACAACUUUCAGAAUAAAAGGUCCGUCAAUUAUAUUUCUUUAUCACUUGUAA
Messenger RNA from Populus nigra (black poplar), 2499 nucleotides. RefSeq lists its product as uncharacterized. The record is from RefSeq and is a predicted model, not a curated record. The transcript is spliced from 3 exons. The coding region runs from base 297 to 2345 and encodes 682 amino acids. NCBI's taxonomy places the organism in Eukaryota, Viridiplantae, Streptophyta, Magnoliopsida, Malpighiales, Salicaceae.